Messenger RNA from Triticum urartu, 1104 nucleotides. Lineage: Eukaryota; Viridiplantae; Streptophyta; Magnoliopsida; Poales; Poaceae. The record is from RefSeq and is a predicted model, not a curated record.
AUGGCAAGAACAAAAAGUUCUCGGAAUGACCUUACCUUGCCGACCACGCUGGGCCUCUCCCUGGGCACGUUGCAGCAUGUGAUCACCGUUGGCAUCGGCUCGCCGGCCGUGAACCAGACCAUGUUCAUCGACACCGGCAGUGACGUGUCCUGGGUGCAGUGCAAGCCGUGCUCGCGGUGUCACUCGCAGGCGGACUCGCUCUUCGACCCCAGCUUGUCGAGCACCUACUCUCCGUUCACCUGCAGCUCCGCCGCCUGCGCGCAGCUCCGCCAAGACGACCGAGGAAAUGGCUGCUCUGGCUCCCAGUGCCAGUACAUUCUCAACUAUGGAGAUGCUUCGAGAACCACCGGGAGCUACAGCUCCGACACGCUCUCACUGGGCUCCAAUGCUGUCAGCAACUUCAAGUUCAGGUGCAACCAGUCUGAGUCUUGCCUCCUUCUCCACGACCAGGACCAGACCGCUGGGCUCAUCGAGCUCGGCGGCGGAGCUCAGUCGCUGGCCACCCAGACCUCAGGGACCUUCGGCAAGGCCUUCUCAUACUGCCUCCCGCUGACUCCGGGCUCGUCCGGGUUCCUCACUAUGGGUGUAGCAACCUCGGGUUUCGUCGUCAAGACACCGUUGCUGAGGAGCAGGCAGGUCCCUGAAUACUAUGGCGUCAAGAUCAAGCACAUCAGAAUCGGCACGCUACCUCUACAUCUACCUUCGGGAUUAGUAUUAGACCUAAAUAAUUGUUAUUUGGUGCCAGCGUUAAGCAUGAACAUUAUAUCUGGAUCUUGUUUGAUGCAAGACGGUUAUUCAUUUAAAUCGGCGUUCAGGGCCGGCAUGAAGCAGUACCCGCCGGCGCAGCCCAUGGGCAUCUUGGACACGUGCUUUGACUUCAGUGGCCAGUCCAGCAUCAGAAUACCGACCAUCGCACUGAUGUUCUCCGGGGGCGCCGUCGUCAACCUCUCCCCCGAGGGGAUCAUUCUGGAGAGCUGCCUCGCCUUCGCGGCCAACCGCGAUGACAGCUCCCUCGGCAUCAUCGGCAACGUGCAGCAGCGGAUGUUCGAGGUGCUCUACGACGUUGGUGGCGGCGCCGUGGGGUUCAAUGUAGGUGCAUGCUGA